UGAACAUAGAAUACUAUUUAAGGCACCUCUUUCGUUUGUGUGGCUGUGGGGAUGAUUCGUUCUACGGCUGUCAACUUUAUAAAAAGUUGCCAUAAAACUGUCCCAUAUAUUUAUUUUAAACCAUGUGCAAACCAUUCUACUAAUCCAGAAUAUGCAAAUGCAACCGAGCCUUACGAAGUAUUCAGAUCCCGUUUCGUGAAUGCAUUUGAUGAUCCAAAAAUUGACGGUUGGGGGGCUAGGUCAUGGAUGCAAAAACUUCAUCUAGAAGACGCCGUUCCUCCCCCAGAAGUGGUGAUUAGUGGCCUUAAGGCUUGUAGACGCAUCAACGACAUCGCUCUGGCUAUAAGGUUUAUUGAAUCUGUGAAGUUCAAGUGCCACGUUGCCAAAGGUGCUUGGGAGUGGCUUCAAAAAGAGAUUGAACCCACCAUGAAACAACUCGGUUUGCCAACUUUAGGACAACUUGGAUAUGACGAACCUGAGUUGGCUCUAAUUGACUAUGACGAUUAAUAGCGUUGUAUAAUCCAGAGAAAAAUACAUAGAGUUGUUUUGUUGGAACUAUUAUCCCUUUAUCACACAUGAUAGCUGAUGUGGUUCUGACCUGUUACUAAAUGCAAUAUGACCAUUUCUAACAUUUCAGUCAAUGGGUAGUAAAUAGUGAGUUUUAGCUCCUACCGAACAAAUACACUCCUGCUCGCAAGUACUUGUUUUGUCAGCUGAAUAUUUUAUUUUUAAUCAUCUCACGUACCCCUCUCAUAAGCUCUUGUGAUCUGAAAGAGUAAUACGGCAGCAGAUCAAAUGACAGUGUUGAUGAAAGUAUAUCUUCAAUAAGAAAAUUUUCAUGGGUUUUUAAUUACCAGUUACUCGAAAAUCUUAUAAGCAGUAACAGCUUGUCACCAG
Schistosoma margrebowiei is the source of this 897-nucleotide messenger RNA. The record is from the annotation of a GenBank genome assembly. Lineage: Eukaryota; Metazoa; Platyhelminthes; Trematoda; Strigeidida; Schistosomatidae.